Fusarium pseudograminearum CS3096 is the source of this 1785-nucleotide messenger RNA. RefSeq lists its product as uncharacterized. NCBI's taxonomy places the organism in Eukaryota, Fungi, Ascomycota, Sordariomycetes, Hypocreales, Nectriaceae. The coding region runs from base 1 to 1785 and encodes 594 amino acids. The transcript is spliced from 4 exons. The record is from RefSeq and is a predicted model, not a curated record.
AUGGGAGGCAAGGCAUUCUCUCGUUCGGAUCCUCCUCUGGAGACUCCUCGCAUGCCCAAGGAGGUUUAUCUUGAAGUCAAGAAUAAAGUCGUUCGCGCUCUAACCCCUGCUUUUGGCUGGAUCGAUUCCCCCCUUGACGGUCCUGGUAAGAAAGACUUUGGCGACAUCGACAUCAUCGUCUCUGGCCUCAACGGCGGUGACAUGCGCAAGGAGAGCGUCCUCACUCUCGUUAACCAACUUCUUGAGGCCGAAGCUCAAAUCACCGAGCCAGGAAGCGCUGUAUCCGCUCAUUUUGCUAUCCCUUGGCCCAAAGACCUUCCUCAGCCUGAUAUUCAUUACCCGCUUCAGGACGAUGCUUCCAACGCGCUCGAGUCCUCUGCUACUCCUCUUGGAGCCAUCGCAUCUGCUGGCACCCCUUCUGUUGAUUUGUCUCGUCCUCAGUCUGGCGCCCAAGAAACUUUCGAGUCCAACGCCGAGCCUCUAAGUCUCAAACAGCUACGAGAAAAGGAAAAAGAACUUCCUCAGCAUGUCGUAGCUAGCCAAAAUGAACUUGCUAUGGACUUGAUGGCAAACAGCCCUGGUUCUCAACUUGGAACUCCAAGCCCACAUGGAACUUUCUCCCCUAGCCCUGAUUCCGGCACAAACAAGAGAUCUUCAUGGUCUAUCAAAGGCAAAAAGCUUUCCAUCCCACAUUCUCGCAAAUUCUCUUCUUUUGCAAACCUUGUCAGCAAGAUUGGUCAGUCCGGCUGGAACUCUGCAGACAGUUCCGAUGACGAGGGUAAAAAGAAGAAGGGUACAUCUUCUACUUCAAACUCGAUCACUGAUCGAAAGUCCGGCUUCUUCAUCCAGGUUGAUGUCCACUACUGUGCCACUGUUAAGCAGGCUAAGUACCUACGCUUCCACCAAGCUCACGGUGAUAUGUGGCAACUCCUCGGAUCCGUCAUCAGACCCUUUGGACUUACUGUUGACAACGUGGGACUCUGGAUUCGCAUCCCCGAAGUUGAACUCGUUGACAAGAAAAGGGCUAAGAUCCUGCUUACUUCUGUCCCUAACCAGAUCCUUGAUUUCAUCGGAGUCUCUGCCACAGAGUACUGGCGACCCUUUGCAGAUGUUGACGCCAUGUUCCGAUACAUCUCCAAGUGUCACAUGUUCUACGUACCUUCUGACUAUGCUGCGGACAAUGAGCUAGCCUCUGCCAAGUCCAACGAUCGCCAGCGCCUGGCCAAGCGUCCUGUCUACGGACAAUGGAUUCAUGAGUUCAAGCCUCUUUGCCGUUCUCAAGGUCUCUUCUCAAAGGCUCUCACAACUCGUGAAGACGUUAGAAACAAAGCGUUUGAAACCUUCAAGAUCGAAACGGAAUACCACCAACGACUCCGCGAAUUUCUCUUCGAGAAACAGAAGAACGAAAUCAUCAAGGAGAUCCGCAACAUCUUCCCGGCUCCCGCUCAGCCUACGAACAAAAAGGCUGUUCAGAUGCGUACUCUUCACAUUAAGGCUAUGAAAGAGAUCAUCAUCGAGCGUGUCGAGGCACCCCGCUACAACAUUGUGGCACCCAACGGCCUGCGACUUCCCAACGGCCUGUUCAACAUGGAUCGUGUCCGGGCUUUUGCCCGCACCAUCGCGAACGACGUCGUUGCGGCGGUCGAGCGACGCAACAACCCCCGGGCAAGGGGAGGGCCUGUCCCCCAAGCCCGACCAGGCAGGGACGCCCGGGCUAUCACGCCCGAGAUCCCUCUCCCGCGGGGCGGCCCUGCCAUCAGGGGUCGGCCUCCUGGAGGGGCCUAG